CACGUUGGCCACACAUGGGAUGGGUUUCCUCCUGCCAGCCGAGCUUCCUCAUUUGGCCAAGCUUCUUGUUUGAUUGGUGGAUCUCCUGAUGGAACCACCUUCAUAUGAGGAGGCCACUCUCCACCCUUCUGGUCUGGGCAACCCCUCAACACCUCCUCCCACCUAUGUAGAAGCAGUAACAACCCAGUCCGAUUCUUUUCCUGUACUGACUCUGCCAACUGCUGGGACGUCCCCUUCACAAAACACUGGACUCAUAACCUAUCAACUUACACAAAUUGGAGCUUCUGACGGAGGCAGACAAACCCAGCCAGCAGUAGUCGUGACGCAACCACAGCCUGUUCCCAUCUUAAUGACACAUCUGGGAGACAUCCCUGGUCUGGUAUGCUGCCCACACUGCAACAACGUUGUCACCUCUAAAGUCAACUACGUGCCUGGGUGGAUUGCCUGGUGCAUGUGUUUGCUUAUCAUACUGAUGGGGUUUAUCUGUGGUUGCUGUCUGAUUCCGUUUGCGAUGCGAAGUCUACACGAUGUACAUCAUUCCUGCCCACAGUGUGGAAAGCAUCUGCACACAUACAGAAGAUGACACUGUCAGGAUUGAUAAGGCUACCCUUGUCCCCAUACCACUCAUACCACUAUUUUUGUCACAACAUAGAUACAUUACCGUUGGUCAUAAGCACACAGGGAAGCAUGCAGGUAUUUAGGAGAUGAUAAGUGUGUGUAAUCUAAGGUAUUUACAGUACACUGAACAUAGAGAUGGACAGAGGAGUGGCUUCUGCCAUUUGAGAAGAUUUUAUACGAUGUUUUGUGGCUAACGAAACAUGGCAGAAUUUACAUCUGUCGGAAUUCUAACUCACCGCUGCUUUUCGACAACAUUCCCAUCUUAUAACCUACAGAGGGUGAGUUUAUGAUACUAAAAAUAUUUAACUAACUAACUAGAUUUUACUUUCUUUGAGAUUUAUGACAUUUUUUGUUUACAUUCUAAAGCAUAGCACAUGAGCUUUUUUUUAUACAUAUGGAAAAAAGUUGACGUUUGACCCUUUGUUAGAAUGUACUGUGGGAGUUUUAAUACUAAUCAAUGAAGAGAAAGAGAAUACUGAAUCCAUCCCUGCAUUUGAAUUUUACCAAAUGUGUGCAGGAUUCUUUACAACAUUAGAGAGCACAGACUAAACAGCGGACAUUUAUAAAGAACAAGAUAAUGUCCAGUCCAAGGACUUAAUUCAUGGUUUUUGUUUUGUUUUCCAUUCAGUUGUACAUACAAUUGUAUUUUCUAUAUUUAAAUACUAAAAUAACAAAAUCUG
Perca fluviatilis (European perch) is the source of this 1298-nucleotide messenger RNA. Its product is annotated as lipopolysaccharide-induced tumor necrosis factor-alpha factor. The record is from RefSeq and is a predicted model, not a curated record. Lineage: Eukaryota; Metazoa; Chordata; Actinopteri; Perciformes; Percidae. The coding region runs from base 89 to 583 and encodes 164 amino acids. Gene Ontology annotation, molecular function: zinc ion binding. The transcript has 5 exons.